Molecule: messenger RNA, 1730 nt
Organism: Myxocyprinus asiaticus (Chinese sucker)
Lineage: Eukaryota; Metazoa; Chordata; Actinopteri; Cypriniformes; Catostomidae
Product: glycerophosphocholine cholinephosphodiesterase ENPP6-like
Exons: 8
Coding region: 351-1403 (350 amino acids)
Source: RefSeq, a predicted model, not a curated record
UGCAUGUACUUAAUAUGGGUUAAGGUUAGGGUUAGGGUUAGGUUUAGGGUUAGUACCUAGUUGCUGGGGUGUCUGUUGGUUUGUUCUCUUGUUUUUCUGUUCUUGUUGUUCCUCUCUUACUCUGCUUGUUCAGCAGGUGUCAUCACUAAUGAUCAAUCAUCACUCAGAGAGUGUAUCUACUUGAUCUCAUGAACUGUUUGGCCGGUUCAACAUUCAACACAACACAGAGUAGAUUCAACACUGCUCAGUGUUAGUUUUUAACACUCUUGUAGAGUGGACUCAUGGAGACACCAAGGAGUGUUAAUUUAACACCGGAGAUUUUGCUGUGACGCUACUGUGAGGUGCACCAGAUGACUGGGAAUUACAUGUGGGACAAGGACUCCAUGAAGGAAUUCCUGAUCGGAACGAACCCAGACAGCAGUCUGAAUAUGUGGUGGAAUGGCUCAGAGCCGCUGUGGGUGACCAUGCAGAAAACAGGAAAAAGAGUCUACAUGUACUUCUGGCCUGGUUGUGAAGUGUCAAUUCUUGGGGUGAGACCUACAUUCUGUGAGGAAUAUGUCUACAAUCCUUCAGAGAAGAACCUGACUGACUCCUUGGAGAGCGCUCUCAAUAUGUUAAAGAGCAAUAAAGCAGACAUGGCUGCAAUUUAUUAUGAGAAGAUAGAUGUGGAAGGACAUCAUUAUGGGCCUCAAUCUAUACAAAUACAGCGUGCCGUACGCACACUGGACGAGGCUUUCCAAACCCUCAACCGCAAAAUCAAGGAGAAGAAUAUGAGAGAUGAGAUAAAUGUAAUCCUGUUCUCUGAUCAUGGUAUGACUGAGCUCAAGUGGAUGGAGAAAGUCAUUGAACUAGACAAAUACAUUGACAUGUCCAACAUCAUCAAGAUGAUGGACAGAGGGCCAGUGGUCAGUCUGUGGCCCAAACAGGACAAGUUUGAGGAGAUCUAUCGAAACCUGAGCACAGCGGACAACAUGAAUAUUUACAAGAGGCAAGAGAUCCCAGACCGCUACCACUAUAAGAACGGGAGGUUUGUCUCGACACUAACACUUGUCGCAGAGCCCGGAUGGUUUAUCACUGAGAAUAAAGCCAAACUACCCUUUUGGAAAAAUGGCACAGAAGAGGCAGAGGGCUGGCAGCAUGGUUGGCAUGGUUACGAUAAUGAGUUUAUGGACAUGAGGGGAUUUUUUCUGGCACAAGGACCAGACUUCAAGACGAACUACCGUGCUGGUCCCAUUCGAGCAGUGGAUGUGUAUAAUGUUUUGUGCAGGACGCUGGGGAUUGAACCUUUGCCCAACAAUGGCUCGUGGUCUCGAGUGGAGUGUAUGCUGAAGAGCUCGGUGGCUGCCCUGAUCUACAGCUGGAUGCUGACACUAAUGCUGCUGGCACUGUCUGUGCUGCUCUAGAACUUUCCAUGACUGUAUUUUCACAUUGAAGCACUGACCAUAUCAGACUGAAGAGAAGAUUACAAAAGAGAAUAAAUGAAACAUGUUAUAGAGUGUUAGUGCGUGCCAUGGCAUCAGAUACAUAGAAAACUUUCUUUUCAUAUGCUUUUUGCUGCACUGCCUUUAUUUUCAAAUUGUAAAUGUCUCUUAAUGCUAAUGCAAUAGAAGAAAUGAUUGUGUUGGCAUUGGAUGAACCAACUUGCACAUAUACUAAGAUAUACACCGAUCAGCCACAACAUUAAAACCACCUGUCUAAUAUUGUGCAGGUCCCCCUCUUGCCGCAAAAAC